AUGGGUAAGAUCUCCUCACAAGAAAGUACAGAAAAAGAAGAAAAAGAGCCUAAGAUAGAGCUCUUAAGAACUUCAGUAUUUAACAACCUUGUAAAGAGAUGGAUUUUCCCUCCCCACCAGGCUGAUUUGAACACCAACUUUUCUGAUAUUUACCACUCUAAUGAAGAGUAUUUCAGGAAACUAGAAGAGCUGAAGGCUGCCCAUAUAGAAACUAUGGCAAAAUUAGAGAAAAUGUACCAGAAUAAAUUAAAUUUAAAGGAAGUUCAGCCAGUGGUCAUCAGGGAAGACUCUCCUAGUGUUUCUUCCAGAUCUGUAUCAGAAAAGAACUCUCAUCCUGUCUCCUUAAUAUCAUUUUCGGAGCCUGACUUAGGCCAGUUUUCCUCUUCAGAAGAAGAAUUGCCCAACUUAGAAAAUGGGUGUCCCAGAAAAAACAGAAUUAUGACCUAUGCUAAGGAGCUGAUUAACAACAUGUGGACAAACUUUUGUGUGGAAGAUUAUAUUCAGUGUGACAAUACUGUCUUCCGAGCAGUUGAAAAACCAAAGAAGAAACCAAAAGAAUGGGUGCCAACAAUUACAAUACCUAAACCUUUUCAAAUGAUGAUUAGAGAACAGAAGAAAAGAUAAGAGACCAUGAAAUCUAAAUCAGAUAUUGAAAUGAUAGAGAAACUGCAGAGAAAAGAAGAAGAUGAUUUAGAGUGUAAGAAGAAAUUCCGAGCUAAUCCAGUCCCUGAAUGUGUCUUACUCCCUCUUUAUCAUGACAUGGUCAAGCAAAAUGAAGAACGGAGGAAGAAUAUGAAGGAGAAAAACAAACAAGCUCUUUUGGCCUUACAAAAGCCAUUUAAAUUUAUUGCAAGGGAGGAACAGAAGCGGGCAGCCCAGGAAAAGCAGCUGAGAGACUUUUUGAAGUCUAAAAAGAAAACAAAUCGAUUUAAAGCCAGACCUAUACCUCGAUCUACUUAUAGUUCAACUAUCAGUGACAAGUUAAAAGAGGAAGAGCUCUAUAGAAACAUUAGGACACAACUGAAAGCCCAAGAGCGUUCACAGAAUUCCUCCCCUCUAUCUCAUAGGCCAGCUUUCAGGUGUUUCAGGAAUCCCAAGUACUCUGAACAGGCUGAAAAGAUGAAGUGUAAACACAAGGUUAGGUGCCAAACUCCUGAUUGUAAAGACCUUCCUGAGAGAUACCAGAAACACCUCUCAGAACACACAUGUCCAAAACUCUUGACAGUCUGUAAACCAUUUAAUCUUCAUGAAUCUUCACGUGCAUCUACUAAAAGAGAGAAAAUUUUGGCAGACAUUAAAGCAGAUGAAAAUAAUUUAAAAGAAACACGUUGGCCUUUUUUGUCUCCAAGGCAUAGUAAAUCACCAGUAAAGUGUGCAAGUGCAAAGCCCAUGCCUUGUAGCUCCAACCUUCCUGUGCCCACAGUAUCUUCCAGAGGACGAGAACAAGCCAUAAGGAGAUCACUUGAGGAAAAGAAAAUGUUGGAAGAAGAAAGAAAUCGGAUCCUUACUAAACAGAAGCAAAGAACAAAAGAAUUGCAGAAACUCCUGACAACCCGGGCUAAGGCUUAUGACUCACAUCAAAGUUUAGCUCAGAUGUCUAAGUCCAGAGUAAAAUAUCUCAGAAAGAGUGAAAAGGAAAGGAUAAGAGAAUACCGGCGAGAACUAGAAGAAAGAGAAGAAAAAUUAAAAAUGAGGCCACUACUAUUUGAAAGAGUUGCUCAGAAAAAUGCAAGAAUGGCAGCAGAAAAGCAUUAUUUUAACACCUUAAAAGCACUAGGAAUAUCUGAUGAGUUUGUUUCAAAGAAAGGCCAAAGUGGAAAAGUAUUUGAGUACUUCAGCAAUCAAGAGACGAAAAGUUUCACUGAAGAUAAAGAAAGCUUUAAUGAAGAAGAAAAAAUAGAAGAAGGAGAGAAUGAGGAAGAAAAUUAUAUUAUUGAUACUAACAGCCAGAAUUCUUACAAGGAAAAAGAUGAACCUGAUGAUGAAAGUGGAGAAGAGAAAUCUGUUGAAGACUAAAACUGAAUCAGCAAGG
Messenger RNA from Tupaia belangeri chinensis (Chinese tree shrew), 2032 nucleotides. It is a transcript of the gene FAM161A, whose product is annotated as FAM161 centrosomal protein A. Gene Ontology annotation, biological process: cilium organization. The transcript is spliced from 7 exons. The record is from RefSeq and is a predicted model, not a curated record. Gene Ontology annotation, cellular component: ciliary basal body; photoreceptor connecting cilium; cilium. NCBI's taxonomy places the organism in Eukaryota, Metazoa, Chordata, Mammalia, Scandentia, Tupaiidae.